CUCGUCAUGGCAAGUAUGGCCGGUCUCACAAAUUCCCAGUUCGAAUAGAACAAAUACCACCUAGCUUUGUUUCAGAAGAUAUCUAUUCCAUGCAAGAUGCUGUUCCUCUAAGCUACCACUUUCAGGUGUCAAAGUCUCGAAGACCCCUUUAUAAGGCGAACUAACAUGGACUCGACUAUAAUCCAUCUCUAUGCUCUUCACUCAUAUUCUUGCUUUAGGGGCAUCGUGCAUUGUUGCCCUGGUUGUCGCUUCGGGUCUGACCCGCAGACGUGUCUACCCUUUACCUCUGCCCCCUGGCCCUCGUCCGUUACCGUUUCUGGGUAAUGCGCUGCAAUUGGAUACGAAACGACCUUGGCUCACAUAUACUGUGUGGGGAAAGACAUAUGGGAAAAUCAUUCGCUCACGCAUACUUGGAGUCGACUUGAUCAUCAUAAACUCUGAAACCAUUGUGCGAGAGUUGCUUGACAGGCGUUCUGCGAAUUAUUCUACUCGCCCAGUUAUUCCCACCAACAAAUUGGCUGGACUGGAUUUCAAUACUGUAUUCCUUCCGUAUGGAGAAACUUUGCGACAACAUCGCAAGAUCUUCCAUCAAGCCCUCAGGGCGGAAGUCUCGGUCUCAUACCACGAGAUGUACUCUCGCUACGCAAAUGAACUAGUCAUCAAUCUCUUAGGAGAUGCCGCUAGUGACCUACUACAGCAACACACUCUAGCAUACACGGGAUCCUUAAUCAUGGCCGUGACAUAUGGACACCAUGCUCGUGGACAUGAAGACCCAUUUCUUACCCGCGCGCACGAACUCGUUGAUAUCGGAAAACAUAUCAUUUCUCCUGAGAGGGCUGCCAUGUUCACAUCCUUUCCUUUCCUUACAAAGUUGCCGUUUUGGUGCUUCGGUGGAGUACUUUACCUGAUGGGAUGCUCUAGAGAAUUAGCUCAACAACUUCUGAACGAGCCCUUUAACGAAGUGAAGACGCAGAUGGCAAAUGGUACUGCUUCACGCUCAUUAGUUGCUGACUUUCUCGGUCAAGCUCACGAUGACGCUGACAGAGACACGAUGAAGGCUGUUUCGUUGACGGGAUACAUAGCUGGUGUCGAAACCACUACAUCUGUAUUGCAGAUAUUCCUGUUGGCUAUGGUGCUCUAUCCUGACGUUCAAGCCCGGGCUCGUGCAGAAAUUGAUCAAGCUGUGAGGCGUGAUAAAAUGCCGUGCCUUGAUGACAGGGCGUCAUUGCCAUAUCUUGAUGCCAUUCUAUGCGAGGUCCUGAGAUGGUAUCCUGUCGCCCCCCUAGGAGCUCCACAUGCGACAUCAAAUGAUGAUGUUUACGACGGGUACUUUAUACCCAAAGCUGUGAUAGUAGUGGUUAAUCAGUGGGCAAUGUCUCGGGAUGAGGACAUUUUUCCCGAUGCAUCACGCUUCGAUCCUAGUCGCCAUCUAACAGUUGACGGGAAGCUGAAGGAUCCUUUCGUCAGCCAUUUUGCCUUUGAUCAUGGCAGGCGUAUUUGUCCUGGUCGUUGGUUUGCAGAGAACAGUCUGUGGACUGCUGCUGCUGCCAUACUCGCCGUCUUGCGCAUCGAUCAUGCCAAAGACUCAAAUGGAAACAAGAUUGAGGUGAAGCCGGAGUUCACCACAGGCAUGGUGAUGUAAGUGACGUAUACAUUCAAGAAUUUGCAGCUGACUCUGCCGUAGUCACCCUGAACCAUUUCACUGCUCGUUUGAAAGUGUGAACAC
This is a messenger RNA of Suillus bovinus, 1726 nucleotides long. Its product is annotated as cytochrome P450. The transcript is spliced from 14 exons. NCBI's taxonomy places the organism in Eukaryota, Fungi, Basidiomycota, Agaricomycetes, Boletales, Suillaceae. The record is from RefSeq and is a predicted model, not a curated record. Gene Ontology annotation, molecular function: heme binding; oxidoreductase activity, acting on paired donors, with incorporation or reduction of molecular oxygen; iron ion binding. The coding region runs from base 191 to 1642 and encodes 483 amino acids.